AUCAUGGGGACAGUGGCACUCUUCUUCUUAAUGGGACUAGUGGAUAUGAGCAUCGGCCAACGUUACAGUCAGUUCCAGUGGCUGUCCCAACUGCGUGGGCGGCAGCGGCAUGCCAGCUGGCAUGCCGAGGAUGUGGACUGCCCCCUGGAGUGCGACUGCCCUUCAGCCUACCCCACAGCUAUGUACUGUCACAGCCGCAACCUUCAGCAUGUUCCCUACGUCCCCUCACAUAUUAAGUAUGUCUACCUGCAGCGUAACCAGAUCACAGGCAUUCAGGAUGGGGUGUUUGACAACGCUACUAACUUGGUCUGGGUUGUACUGUUUCACAACCGGCUCAGCUCAGACAAGAUUGGCAAGAACGUAUUCAGCAAGCUCAAGAACCUGGACCGGCUCUUCUUAGAUCACAACGAGCUUACACGCGUGCCUCCAAACUUACCAAAGUCUAUCACGGACCUGCGACUUGGUCACAACAAGAUCUCAAAAAUCCUCUCCAAUUCAUUCGAGGGGAUGGCCAACCUCACCACCCUCCAGCUCCACGCAAAUGUCAUUGAGGACAUUGGAGGUGUGUUCAAGGGACUGAAGUCACUGACCAUGCUGGAUAUGAGGAAAAACAGGCUGAGGAAAAUCCCUGACAACCUCCCUGAGAGGCUGCAGCAGCUCUACUUGGAGUUUAAUAACAUAGAAAGUGUGCCGUUGGGCUUCCUCACCAUGUAUCCCAAACUGCAGUUUGUCCGGUUGGCUCAUAACAAGCUGACAGAUAAAGGACUUCCUUCCAAUGUCUUCAAUAUCAGCACGCUGGUUGAGCUUGACCUUUCUUUCAAUAAACUGGAGAAAAUCCCUGUUGUCAAUCGGAACCUGGAGAACCUUUAUUUGCAAGCCAAUAAGAUCAAAGAGUUCUCCCUAAGAAGUUUUUGCAGUGCAGUCGACAUGACAAACUUCUCCAAGCUGAGAAUGCUGCGUUUGGAUGCCAAUGGAAUCAGCGCCAAAGACAUUCCCGCUGAAGCUGCCUACUGUUUGCGGCAUGUUGCCUUUGUUGAUGUGUAGCUCUUCCUGAUUUCUCCUGUGGAUUUGUCCCAACUCAUCUAUAGUUUUGCUCGGGCUGUAGCACCCCAACCUUUUUUCAAAUAAUAUGUGGUUAAACUGUUAUGAAAGCUGCUUUUACUAUUCCAAAUGAUCAGUUUCAGUUAGUCAACAGGAAAUUCCAUAGUUGUACAAUCACAUAUCCAGAUUACAAGCAUGUGCAUCACAGAAAACGACACCCUUUCAACAAAUUGAACUGAUGAGUAGCUGUAGUAUUCUGGCUAAAAUUAUAAUCUAAAGUGUAAAUAAGCUGUAGUUGAUGACAGCAAGUUCAGCUGGUGUCAUGUUUGACAAAGUGUAACCUGUAAAAAUCUGAAAAAAAUCAUCAGUGUGAGACUUAGUUUGGAUCUUUGCCUCCACCAUGUGGCACGAGGUGAUAGAACAGCAAACUAAGCAGUAAUCAUUGUCAUUAAUAAUAUCUGGCAAAAGUCACUUUGACAUCAAUGAUGUACAUGGAAUAAUGAUUUUACUGUUUGAGCUGUUGCAUCGACAGAAUACUUUUACUGUGAAGACUUCAUAAUUUUCCCGUCAACAUUUAAAGUUAUUUGAUCAAGUGUUUGUGAUUUCAACAGACGAAAAACACGCAUUUCCCCUCAAAUGAGCUCAAUUAUACAAAGAUAAUCAUAUACUGAAUUUAAGACUGAUAAAACUAUCAGUUACGUAUACAUAUAUUUGUUUGUUUAAAUCAGCAACUGUUUUGGUAACUUAAACACAUUCACUUUUUAAAAGGGCCAUCAUUUCUCAGCCAAUGUGUAUGAAAGUGUAUAGCACAGACAAAUGUAUUCUUGACAGAUGGAAUCAGUCAGCCAAUGUCAGCAUACAGUUUGUAUCCACUCAGCCAGAAAACUAUGAGUUGAACAUUACUGUGUCAAGUUAGUCUUUUAUGUCUGAGUCCACCACUUUGUAACUAUUCCUACUAUGUUGACAGUGAUUUUUAGCAACAACAUGCUGUUUUCCCCCUAAUCUGGAGGUAAAAGAGGCAGAGUGAGUGGGAGAGGGAAAAAGGGCAGCAGCUCGCUUGACAGUUCUGACUGGUCUUAGGCAGUUCCCUCUUAUUUAUUGUUGAAGACAGCUUGCCUUUUCAUCUUCCACAGCUGCCUUUAAUCCACUGCAGAAAGGCACUAAAUAGAAUUAGAAGAAUACUUUCCUUGUUUUGUAAUGCAGUGUCUUGGUAUGAAAAUGGAUUACUGCCUUCUCAACAGUGGUUGGCACACUGAUAAACAGUAGCCUGUGAAAUUAAGUGUUAUAGAUCAUGUUAUAUUGCAGGCCGCAAGCGACUCUGUGUAGUCUCUGGGACUGGGCUGUUUUUUUCUUUUUCUUUUCUGUUUCCUAUACUGACUCUUCAUAAAACAAAACAGAGGCCAGAGUACAUGAACUGAAACACAUGUGGGAACCUUUUGACAGGAAUAAAGAUGUGGUCCCCUCUGCAAUGGACACAUCAAUGUUUCGCUUUGUUGGGAAUUGUUCUCAGAGUCAGACAUUAUACAUCACUGAGAAAACACGAGUGAAAGUCUUGAUAAUAUUAAGGACACACACACACUCUCCCUUUCUGAGUGUUAUUCAGAUAUGUAGCUACUACCAGGCUGUGAUGAUUAAACAUCAUGCAUGCAUAUGAGUAAACUGUAGUACCACAUUAUUCCCGCCUAAUCUUAUUCUGCAGAUUACAUUUUGAAACUAUUUACACUGUUUUGUAAUAAAACUGAAUGGACAAA
Molecule: messenger RNA, 2792 nt
Organism: Scatophagus argus
Lineage: Eukaryota; Metazoa; Chordata; Actinopteri; Scatophagidae
Product: fibromodulin-like
Exons: 2
Coding region: 4-1044 (346 amino acids)
Molecular function (GO): protein binding
Source: RefSeq, a predicted model, not a curated record